Messenger RNA from Telopea speciosissima, 1634 nucleotides. RefSeq names its product probable disease resistance protein At5g66890. The coding region runs from base 102 to 1634 and encodes 510 amino acids. The transcript has 6 exons. Gene Ontology annotation, biological process: defense response to fungus. NCBI's taxonomy places the organism in Eukaryota, Viridiplantae, Streptophyta, Magnoliopsida, Proteales, Proteaceae. The record is from RefSeq and is a predicted model, not a curated record. Gene Ontology annotation, molecular function: ADP binding.
ACAAUCGGGAGAAAAAGUCAGAGCCACUAUUGUUGGUUGUAGAUGAUGUUUGGGACAAAUCAAUUAUUGAGAAGCUUUUCUCAAGAACAAAAGGAUAUAAGAUGCUGGUUACAUCAAGAGAAGCUUCCUACAGAUAUUCUUUAGAACAUCAUUCUAAAUAUCUUCUGAAAACACUCAAUCAUCAAGAUUCCAGGACUCUCUUUCGACAAACGGUACUGUCUCAAGAUGGAAAUGAGGACUAUGAGCCAGAUGAGGAACUUCUAAAUGAGAUAGUAAGAUGCUGCGAUGAUUUCCCACUCGCUAUUGUGGUGAUUGCCAAAUCACUGUACAUGCAACCUGCAGCGAAAUGGAAAAUCAUUGCUAGGAAACUGUUGAAAGGUUCCUCCAUUCUUGAUCUUGACGAGAAAUUGCGGAAAUGUCUUGCAACAAGCUUGGAUUCCUUGGAUGAUACAGUUCUAGAGUGUUUUCUUGACUUGGGUUCCUUUCCUGAAGACAAAAGGAUCCCUGCCUCUGCUCUGAUUGAUAUUUGGUGUGAGCUCUAUGAACUAGAGGAUGAAGAUGAAGCCUAUGUCAAUCUUCUCGAACUUGCCUCUCGAAAUCUUGUUAACUUGGUUGGAAACAGGAAAAUUGCAAAGGAGAAUGAUGCUAGCUUCAAUGAGCUAUUUGUUACACAGCAUGGUCUACUUAGAGACUUGGCUAUCUACCAGAGCCGGCCAGAGAGAAAAAGACUUAUCAUGGAUACAAGAGAAAAAGGCCUUCCCGAACAAGAACACCACUAUCUCAAUGCCCGUCUUGUUUCUCUCUGCACAGGUGAAAUGUCUUCAGAAAGCUGGUAUGACUUGCAACUUCCCAAAGCACAGACAAUGAUUCUAAAUUUCUCUACAAGCAACUAUGCCUUACCCCCAUUCAUAAAAUGGAUGAGGAAGCUAAAGGUUCUUAUCGUUGUAAACCAUGGACGGACACCUGCCAUGUUAAGCAAUUUGAUAACUCUUGGUGAAUUGGCUAAUCUAAAGAGGUUCAGGUUGGACAAAGUCUCGAUUCCUCCCCUUCAUGAAUUCACAAUGCCAUUGAUGAACUUGCAGAAAAUAUCUUUAUUUAUGUGUGCUUUUGGCCAAGCUUUGAUGAAAUGCACUGUCAACGUCUCCUACGUUUUACCUAAUCUUGUUGAAAUUGACAUCAGUCACUGCGAUGAUCUGGUGGAAUUGCCUCCAUGGAUUUGCGAUAUCAUCAGUUUGCAGAGACUCAUCGUUACUUACUGUGGGAACUUAUCUGCACUACCUGAAAGAAUUGGAUUUAUGACAGAUUUAGAUUUGUUGAGGCUGCAUGCAUGUACUGGAUUACCCAAGUUACCAGACUCGAUAAAAGGACUUCAGAAGCUGAGAUUCCUUGAUAUAUCUGAUUGUCAGGACUUAAAAAUGCUGCCUAACGGGAUGGGUGAGUUGCAUUGUUUGAAAAAGCUUGACAUGAGAGGUUGCACAGAAUUGAAUGAAUUGCCACCUUCAGCCAUGAAUCUUAUUCAUUUAAAGGAAGUGAUUUGUGAUGAAGACAAAGCUAGUCUUUGGGAACCUCUAUCAUGUAGUUUAAAAAUAAAUGUUUCUCUUAAAAGGGACAUCAACUUGGAUUGGUUAGGCUAG